This is a messenger RNA of Paraphaeosphaeria sporulosa, 1150 nucleotides long. RefSeq lists its product as uncharacterized. The coding region runs from base 410 to 1003 and encodes 197 amino acids. The record is from RefSeq and is a predicted model, not a curated record. The transcript has a single exon. NCBI's taxonomy places the organism in Eukaryota, Fungi, Ascomycota, Dothideomycetes, Pleosporales, Didymosphaeriaceae.
UAAAACUAAGCAAGCAGAUCCUGUAUGACAAAAGGUCGGACAAAGAGUCUUUCAUGGAUGAUCCUGUGGUCCCAGAGCCACCCAAACUCGCCCUACGAGAGGGCGAAGGUGUCGCAUUGGAUCUGACAUCCGAGCUGCCUCAUCUGAGCCAAAAUUGAGUCGAAAUAAGAAGACAGACAAGGCGAGCUGAAGAAUUCUGUGGACAGGCUGAAUUUGAUCGUUGAGGCUCGGUUGAUCGGACAGCAGCUGCGGGAACCUGGCGAUACCAAAAACAAUGAAAUCUUGGGGCUGCUUCAGGAGCUGCUGGGGGGGCUACCAUGGCUAUUCCAACAUACUGCCUGAGCUCACCAUGGCUGAACUCAAUUAAUUGUUGCAGACCGAUAAGAAACAGAGCGCAUUUAUCAUCUCAAUGGUUGCACGAUUAGUGUGCGACCUGGGUCUGUUCUAUGGGUUGCGCAGUCAGCUACGUUUGUUGUCGCCUCACUCAGAGGGCGGUAUCAACCCUGCCCUCAAGAAGGAAACGGGCCCGACGCAGGAGUGCGCUCAGAGGGUUUGUAUCCUCUCUACGAACUCAGAAUGUGUAUCGGUGCCAAGCAUGCAUGGAACAUCUUCUCAGAGGCUCGGUACUUUCAAAACCCCGGAGAGGUUCGACUAUCCAGUCGAUAGGAAGAGAACACAAGUUACCACGUAUGUAACGCAAACACUUGAACAGAACCUCGACACGCUGUGGGGCAAUACAACAAUCAUGUCCUGCAGAAUCUCUCAAGCACCACAUAUAUCAGCAGAACGGAACGCCGGAACAGCGUUCAAGGCCCGGACUAAGGUCAAAACGAGAGGAGAAGCGGAAGUGCUGGACACUGAAGCCAACGAAGCAAAGGAGCCCGAUAAGACACCUUCCACUAACGCCACGCCAAUGCUUCUAUUCAAGAAACGAGCAGCGAAUGUCUUCUCAACCCUUUUCUACCGAGCAUCACGCGGUCAACAGCCCGGGGAAAUACCUUGAAUUGAGUUCACGCAUGCGAUGGGCGCAACUGACUUGAACCCGAGAAGCUGUACGCCUCGGUCUGGCGAUUCGCGCCUAAGGAUGCGGAGACUUUGGGAACGGAGAGGGUGAUCAAUUUCGUGAGCCACACCCAAGCGGCAAACUACC